GCUCGUUGCUGCUCAGGAAAUGUCUUCACUUUCAGAAUAUGCCUUGCGCAUGAGUCGUCUCAGUGCCCGGCUCUUCGGUGAAGUUGCCAGGCCCACUGAUUCCAAAUCCAUGAAAGUGGUGAAGCUCUUCAGUGAGCAACCGUUAGCCAAGAGGAAGGAGACUUACGACUGGUAUCCAAAUCACAACACUUACUUUGCACUCAUGGGGACGCUACGUUUUCUUGGCCUCUAUAGGUAA
Puma concolor (puma) is the source of this 238-nucleotide messenger RNA. The record is from RefSeq and is a predicted model, not a curated record. Lineage: Eukaryota; Metazoa; Chordata; Mammalia; Carnivora; Felidae.